AUGAUAGAGGGGACACCCCUUGCGGUGCACAGAUGUCGGUUCGUCGACUACACUCCGUCCGCGGUCACGGCGCUUUGCUUUCCUCCGCUCCGCCUACCCUCGGUUAAGGGAAAGCAAAGUACUACAAACCGGAAGCCCCUCAAGUUCGGCACCCUUGCUGUCGGGCGUGGCAACGGAAAUAUUGAGAUCUGUGAAUGGACGGGUACGGAGCAGGAGAUCAAGGCACCGCAGGCUUGGGUGGUCAGAAAGACACUUGCAGGUCCAUAUCCAUCGAAGGUGGAUUCCCUUGCAUUUGCGAUCAAAUUCCCGGACAGCCUAGGAGAAGACGAGGUGCCCACUGUUUCGAAUUUGCGGCUUUUUAGUGCAGGAGGUAGUAGCGAGCUAGUAGAAUGGGAUCUCCAGCGAGCAUGCGUCCGCAGAACGGUCAGCUCGCAGGGCGGUGCCAUAUGGGCGAUUUCCCCCAAUCCCGCAUCGAGCAUACUUGCGCUGGGAUGCGAGGACGGCUCUAUCCGCCUGCUGUCCAUUGAAGCUGACACGCUCACCCACCUCAGGCGCUUUGAUCGCGUGAAGAGCCGCAUCCUGAGCAUUGCUUGGGGUCCGCCGGUCCCGCGCGAGACGGCGGAGCACACAGGAGGCGAGGACUUGGACUCGGACGACGAUGCGGACGACUGGUCGGAUUCUUGGCUCGUUGCUGGCUGCUCAGAUUCCUGCUUACGGAAGUGGGACGUGGGGAAUGGGCGGGUGCUCGAUCGCAUGGCGACGGACAAGGUGAGAGGCGAGCGGACGCUUGUGUGGGCUGUCGGUGUUCUGGGUGACGGCACAAUCGUCUCAGGAGACUCGAUGGGCAUUGUCAAGUUUUGGGACCCACGAACAUGCACCCAACUAGAUAGCUUCCAGGGACACGCUGCUGAUGUGCUCUGUCUCACGAUCAGUCCAGAGGGCACAGCCGUCUAUACCUCAGGCGUCGACCAAAAAAUCACCCAGUACAGCCAUGUUAAAACAUCCCGCGCGGAAGCCUCAUCGUCACUCCUUGCUCGCUCACCUGCCCGUUGGGUCCAGUCUACGUCCCGCCGAAUGCACUCACACGACGUCCGUGCUCUUGCGAUUUGGCCUCCUUACUCACCAGUCCCCCCUUCUCACCGACGUAAAUUCCCCAUCGAUGUCGCGCCCGUACUGGUCUCCGGCGGGCUAGACAUGUCGGUAGUCACUACGCCUGCAGCGCUUCCGACAAGUACUGUCACACGAAUUAUCAACCCUCUUGCAACCAGCACCCCUGCGACGUUCGAGGAUUCAUAUCAUCGUCGGCUAGCGUACAACUCGGGGCCGUACAACUCGACCGCGAUACAUCUUGCACGGGACGCGAGAUUGCUACUAUGCAUGCGGGACGCCGGGCUGAGUGUGUGGCGGAUCUUGCGCAAGCAGAAUUCUCUUGACGUAGACGAGAUGGACGCACCGCGCCAGGACGUAGGCUGGGAAAGGGUCCUGGACAUGGAUCUCAAUGCCAAUACUACUCUGACGGCAAGCGCGAUCUCGAGCGAUGGCCGGUGGGUAGCCGUAGCCGAUUGGUAUGAGACCAAGUUGUUCUAUAUGGAGGAGGAGGUGAGUACGGCGAACAGCGAUCUCAAGCCGAGGCGAAUACGCGACUUUGCCGCCAUCCUCCUCGCACAGCUGCCUCCAAGAACAGAGUCGACAGGAGCAUCUUCCCUGCUCUUCUCACCCGACUCGUCAAGGCUCUUCGUGGCCUCAGCCAUGAGCUCCUUCAUUCUCGUCGUCGAUUUAGACAGUGACCCCAGACACCCGCGUAUCCUACGCAGGUUCGGACAUCAUCAGGCAGAGGCAGCAGCCGACGCCGACGCCGACGCACGCGCCUCCGCCUCCUCAGACGACGACACGGCGCCCCCGCCCACGCACAGGCUCGCCCUCGCCACGAUCACGCGCAUGGCGGUCAGCCCCGACGGCCGCUGGCUCGCGAGCAGCGACGAGCGCGGGCGCACGCACGUCGCGAACCUCGCCGCGCUGCAGCACCACGCGCAGCUGCCGAGCUUCCCCGCGGCCGUGCACGCGCUCGCGUUCGACCCCGCCGCGCCCACGGUGCUCGUGCUCGGGCUCGCGAACAACAGCAUCCAGGUGUACGACGCCGAGCUGCGCACGUUCCCGCGCUGGGCGCGCGGCCUGAACCGCGGCGUGCCGGAGCGCUUCGCGCACCUGCACGACCCCAUCCUCGGCGUCGCGUUCGACCCCGCGUCCGUCGGGCCCAGCGAGCCGGCGGAGGGCGGGGCGCCCCGCGCGCCGCAGCGCAACGCGCUCUUCUGGGGCGCGACGUGGCUCUGCCGCGUGAAGCUCGACGCUGAGACGGGGUGGGGCGGGUUCGAGCAGAAGCGGCGGCGGGACGCGGCGCCGGGGCGCAGGCAGGCGGCGCAUGCGCCCGCGGGGGAGGGCGACCAGCUCGCGCAUCCGCAGAGCAACUUCCGGGUGGUGACGCACUACCGGCCGGUGCUCUUCGUGGACUUUGUCGGGCGCGGGGAGCUCGUGGUCGUCGAGCGCCCGCUGGUGGACGUGCUUUCGCGCAUGCCGCCGGCGUUCUUCAAGCCGAAGUAUGGAAGGACGUGAGGGGCGUUGUUCGGGCACUUCCUGGACCGUGGUUCUGAGCCUCUGGCGAUGUCGUCUGCCUUGCAUAGGUGCAUCUCACACCAUCUCUCCGCGGAUGCAGUGCUGUCUAUUUGUAUGGUAUGUACUUGAUGAACUACUACAUGAAACGUAAAAGUAGAGUAUCGCUACGAUAGGGUAAUUGAUACGGAAAUGUUGAUUAUGCUAC
Postia placenta MAD-698-R-SB12 is the source of this 2815-nucleotide messenger RNA. RefSeq lists its product as hypothetical. Lineage: Eukaryota; Fungi; Basidiomycota; Agaricomycetes; Polyporales; Adustoporiaceae. The record is from RefSeq and is a predicted model, not a curated record. The transcript has 7 exons. Bases 1 to 2610 code for a protein of 869 amino acids. Gene Ontology annotation, cellular component: t-UTP complex; 90S preribosome; small-subunit processome. Gene Ontology annotation, biological process: maturation of SSU-rRNA from tricistronic rRNA transcript (SSU-rRNA, 5.8S rRNA, LSU-rRNA). Gene Ontology annotation, molecular function: RNA binding; protein binding.